Molecule: messenger RNA, 1506 nt
Organism: Besnoitia besnoiti
Lineage: Eukaryota; Apicomplexa; Conoidasida; Eucoccidiorida; Sarcocystidae
Product: putative histone kinase SNF1
Exons: 7
Coding region: 1-1506 (501 amino acids)
Biological process (GO): protein phosphorylation; intracellular signal transduction
Cellular component (GO): cytoplasm
Molecular function (GO): ATP binding; protein serine/threonine kinase activity
Source: RefSeq, a predicted model, not a curated record
AUGUCUCUCCCCUCCCUCCAAGACCUGCUUGUCAAGGCCUCUAGCCUGCUGCUGAAGAAAGGAAACGACGGCGACCUGCAGCAGCGGCCAAGAGUCCAGAAGGAACCUAGUCAGCAUCGCGGUCGGACCGGUACGAAGCAGAGUAUGGCGACUGCGAGAGGGUCUUCAUCAUGCGCGGCGGGGGCUGGUGACCGAGGAGGAGUGGAUGACCAGCCGAAGGCCUGGCAUCAACCAGGAGCAACUUCCCCUGCUUUCUUGCUGCAAGUGCGACAGAGGCUCAUGCUGCCUGCGGCGGGCUUGAGGCAUCACGUGGUGAACAAGGAAACGCGAGACGGAGGACCUUCGGCAGCGACAGGGCGAGACAUCGAGGCGUAUGAUACCACGGCGGAGGGCAGCCCCUCCUCAGCUGCCCCUUCCAGGAGACCGUACUCCUCUCGGCAUCCCAGUUGCGCCAACGGCCGCAGCGCUCCCCCCUGUUUGUGGGCUAUAACUGGACACGUCUCUGCCUUCCAGGAUAGGUCGCCACUGAGAGCUGAGGGGCUGCACUCUCACAUUCCGGCGGUGCCGCUGUCGGCCUCUCCGGGAGCGGUGACGCACAGACCGACGCACUGCUCUGACCAGCCACCUGCGAGGGAAGCCAGGCGGAGUGGCAGCCGCAACAUCGACUGCGCAUCUGCCGUCGCUCCCAGCGGAGCAGGAAGGACCAGCUCCCCCCCGAUGAGAAGCUCGUUCGCCGACAGCUUUCACCUCGGCCCGCAAAUUGGAAAAGGCGCCUAUGCCCCUGUGCAUCUGGCCACACACAGAAAAAGCGGCAAUCACGUGGCCGUGAAGAUCUACGAAGGGUUCCGGUCCAUGAACAAGGACAGGAAAGCGGUUAUCGUCAGAGAGAUUCGAGUUAUGCGGAGGCUGUCUCAUGAAUCAAUAGUGAAAUAUGCGGGGAUCUACAAUGAAGCGAACGCCCUCUACGUCCUCAUGCAGUUUCUGAACGGGGGAUCGCUCCACGCCCUUGUCAAAAACCAUGAGAACGGGAAACUCAGCGAAGACAGCGCCAGGAAACUCUUCAGGCAAAUCUGCAACGCUGUCAACCACAUGCACUCACGCAGUAUCGUCCAUCGAGACCUGAAACUGGAAAACAUCCUCCUCGACAGUGCCGGGCGCGUGAAAGUCAUCGACUUCGGCUUUUCCUCCAUUGUCAAAGACGACACUCGCUGCCGAAUGCGAUGCGGAACUCCGUCAUAUAUGCCUCCGGAGAUUCUGCUGAAAAAGGAAUAUGAUGGCUUCGCAGCGGACAUCUGGUCCCUGGGCGUUGUGCUCUACGCAAUGCUCCAUGGAGGGUAUCCAUUCAGAGGAAACGGCCUCAAGGAGCUCUACGCGAAAAUUCUCCAGGGGGACUUCCCGCUGAGCAUCCAUCUCUCUGACGCUGCCCAGCAGCUUCUUUGCGGAAUGCUCACACUCCAGCCGGUCGACCGCCUCACGAUCGAGGAAAUUCUGUGUCAUCCCUGGUGA